This is a messenger RNA of Diplodia corticola, 1224 nucleotides long. RefSeq names its product tubulin-tyrsoine ligase-like protein. The record is from RefSeq and is a predicted model, not a curated record. The transcript has 3 exons. Lineage: Eukaryota; Fungi; Ascomycota; Dothideomycetes; Botryosphaeriales; Botryosphaeriaceae. The coding region runs from base 1 to 1224 and encodes 407 amino acids.
AUGGCCGCCGCUGCCCACCCCACGCCCCCCGACACCAAGCCGGUGCAGGCGCCGGUGACGAUGACGACACAGAGGCAGGACGAGAAGCCGCCGCGACACCCUCACAAUGCGGGCGUCCUACUUGAGUCCAUGCAGGCCAUGCUCAACGGCGCACUGCUCGAGGUCGGCCAUAGCAUGAAGAAUCCACAGCGCCCGAAGCUCACCUUCCCGUCGACCCAAGGCCUCCACGGCCCGAGACACAACAACAUCUCCAUCUCUGCGAGUUACGAGCGCUUUCACCAGUGUCUGGAUGAGAUUGAAAACGAGCUUUUCCGUGCAAAGGCAGUUCUACGCCGAGACUACGCCGCGCGCCGAGAAGAGCGGGAGAAGCGAGAGGAGGAGGAGCAGAAACGCGCCGCCGAAGCUGCACAGAAGAUAGCUGCGGAAAAGAAAGCCGCGGCACCCGCCCCGGUCGUCCCGGUCAAGCAAGAGCAGCGGCAGCAGAAGGACAUCGACAUGGCCGAUGCGCCGGCGGCCGUGAUCCAUAGCUCGAAGCCGACGGCAGACGCGCCCUCCAUCGCCGCGCAUACGCAUCUCCCCCCGCGCCCUCCGGCCAUCCAGACUCAAGCGUCCGCGGGUGACCCGGCGCAGCCUGCGCCUGCGACUGGUACAACCGACGACCUGUUCGGACGCACCCCGACCACGGCAGGCGUCAACAACAAUGCCGACUUCGAUAGCAUGUUUGAGGACUUCGCAGCCAGCAACGACAACGAGGAUAACGGAAGCGACACGAACAUGGACGGCAAUGAUGAAUUCGAUUUCGCACUGCUCCCCGGUCUUGAGAGCUAUGCGAACAGCGACACCAACGCCGCCGACGAACCCGGCACUAAGGACGCCGCGCUCGAAAUCGAUUUCAGCGCGCUCGACAAGGCUUCCGACCCGACGAAGGCCAGCGCUGCCGACAAUGUGAAGGCCGGCCGAGAGGCACUGCUGAAGAAAGCCGAGGAAAACCAGAAAAGAGAGAAGGAGGAGGAAGAAAAGAAAAAGGAAGAAGAGGAGCAGAAGAAGAAGGAUGAGGCUCAGCAAAGCCAGCAACAGCAGGAGAACCAGGAUCAGAACGACAUGUUCGGUCAGGGCGACUCCACGUUCGAUGAUCUGUUCAACUAUACGGACUUCGACAUGGGCGGAACAGGUAGCACGGGCGGUGGCGACACAACAUUCGACGAUGACUUCUUCAACAUCUAA